AUGCGCCUCACACUCUGCGUCCUCCUCGCCCAGGCGGUCAUGGGACUGCCCCGACACAACCCUUUCAUCAACACUAAGCGACAGUACGACCACAACCUUCCCCAAAACACAACCGAUGAGUACGACUUUGUUUGCAUCGGCUCCGGCCCGGGAGGCGGCCAUAUGUGCUCGAACUUGGCCAUCGCCGGGUUCAAGGUGCUGCUUAUCGAGGCCGGCGGCGACGGUGGUCUCGAGUUGAUCCAAUCCGUGCCAGCCAUGAACCUGGCUUCGACGGAAGACUGGAGCUUGGCUUGGGAAUUUUACGUCAACAAAUACGCCGACACAGAGCUUGACAAGCGCGAUUCCAAGAUGACCUACAACACCACCGAGGGCAAAUACUGGACAGCGUAUAAUGCCACAGGCAACCUUGGCACCGCCGCGACGCCCGAUCAGAUCCCCGAGAACGCCGAGCCGCUUGGCAUUCUUUACCCGCGUACCGGGGCUCUUGGCGGGUGCUCUCGUCAUAAUGCCCUGUUCAGCUUGCAGCCCUACGACAUGGACUGGGAUGACAUGGCUGAGCUCACUGGUGAUGAUUCAUACGCGUCGGAUAAUAUGAGACAGUACCUCAACCGGGUUACCAACGUAGCCUACCAGCCACACUCGCUCAAUUCGGGCUCCUCAGGUUGGUAUCCGAUGCGAUACACCUCGCUCAUCACCGCCGCGACUGACAUCAAGAUCGUCUCUGUACUCUUGGCGGCCUGCACGGCUUUUGGCAAGACAAUCAUCGGAGAAGUCGCGGCCACCGCGACUUAUCUCGCCAGUGUGUUGACAUCAGAUAUCAAUGCGCCCGGUCAACUCAUGGUUCCUGAAGUAUAUCAGGUCCCGCUGGUGAUGCGCUCAGAUUCGAGACGCGGUGGAGUCUACGAUUUGAUUGUUGGCACCGCUCUUGCGACCAACUCCGACGGCAGCCGGAAGUAUCAUCUUGACAUCAUGCUUGAAACGCUCGCCACGAAAGUCACCUUCGAUAAAUCUGGCGAGAAGCCUCGCGCAAAUGGUGUCGACUAUAUGUCUGGCGCAGCGCUCUACCGUGCCGACCCGCGCUCCAGGACCGCACAGCCAUCAGGUACCGGCCACGUCACAGCAACUAAGGAAGUCAUCGUCGCAGGCGGCGCCUACAACACGCCCCAGAUUCUCAAGUUGUCAGGCGUCGGACCUCGCGAAGAACUCGAGUCUCUUGGCAUCGAUGUCGUUUUGAACCUCCCAGGAGUUGGCACCAACCUCCAAGAUCGCUACGAGCAGACCAUGGUCUCCAAGACCCCAACCUCAUUCGCACUCACCGAGAAGUGCACAUGGCAUCCGGACCCGGAACUCGAUCCUUGUAUGAAAACCUUUGUCGACGGCACUACGCAAACUACUCGCGGCGCGUAUGCCUCCAACGGUAUCGCCAUCGCCAUGAUCCGCAACUCGACAACCACGGAGCGCGGCGAGCCCGACGUCAUCAUCCUUGGUGGACCAGCCAACUUCACCGGCUACUACCCAGGCUGGUCGCAGGGCGCCAUCGCCGACUCGAACCACUGGGCUUGGAUCAUCCUCAAAGCGCACCAGCGCAACAACGCCGGCACUGUUACCCUCCGCUCAACGGACCCACGCGACACGCCUAUGAUCAACUUCAAGAGGUUCAACAACGACAAAGACGCGGCCAAGGAUCUGACGGCCAUCCGUGAGGGAUAUGAGUACGCUCGCCGUGUCAUGGAGAACGUGCUGCCGAUUGGCGGUGUGCUCUCUGGCAGCAACGGCUCACUCGCCUCUGGGCUUGGAGAGAUUUUCGAUGGAGUCUUUGAAGAGGUGUGGCCCGGCGCUGAUGUCACGGGCGAUGCGCUUGACCAGUUCAUUCGCGACGAGAACUGGGGCCAUCACGCCGCGUGCUCGGCUCCCAUCGGCCGCGACGACGACCCGAUGGCUGUCUUGGACGGCGAGUUGCGAGUGAGGGGCAUCGAUGGCUUACGUGUCUCGGACUUGAGCGCUUGCAACAGACUGCCUGGGUUCUUCCCCAUCAUGUGGAUUCACCAGCUGGUUGAGAAGGUCGCCGAUACCAUCGUUGCCGAGUACGCGUCGUAG
Molecule: messenger RNA, 2097 nt
Organism: Colletotrichum chrysophilum
Lineage: Eukaryota; Fungi; Ascomycota; Sordariomycetes; Glomerellales; Glomerellaceae
Exons: 1
Coding region: 1-2097 (698 amino acids)
Molecular function (GO): flavin adenine dinucleotide binding; oxidoreductase activity, acting on CH-OH group of donors
Source: RefSeq, a predicted model, not a curated record